Alternaria postmessia is the source of this 2994-nucleotide messenger RNA. RefSeq lists its product as uncharacterized. Gene Ontology annotation, biological process: cristae formation. The coding region runs from base 1 to 2994 and encodes 997 amino acids. NCBI's taxonomy places the organism in Eukaryota, Fungi, Ascomycota, Dothideomycetes, Pleosporales, Pleosporaceae. The transcript has 5 exons. Gene Ontology annotation, cellular component: MICOS complex; mitochondrial crista junction. The record is from RefSeq and is a predicted model, not a curated record.
AUGGGCUUCAUCACCGGCUUCCUCGGGGGCGUCACCCUCACCACGGGCGUUCUCUACCUCACCAUCUCGCUGCACACACAAAACCGCAUAACACAGGCCGCGCUCCUAAGACAGCAACGCCAAGUCCUUACCGAGUUCUACGAGCCCAAGAAGCCGGAGCCAGAGCCCACAAGUCGGGAAGUGCCGGUUGGUCUAGCUGAAAUGGCCAAGGACAGGUGGAACAGGAGCCUCGAGGAGGGCGUGAAGAAGGUGUACACGACAGAUUGGAGGAGAGUACGCGAAGAGGCCGAGGACAGGGCAAGCGCCAUACUGCAGAAGAUCAGGGAGGGCAGCAAUCAUAAUUUCGUCUCCAACAACACCGCACAUGCCUGCGCAAACAUAGCAUCUCAUGGCAAGGUCCUCGAUCUGUUCGACGACCGCUACCUGGAAUUGCAGGACGUCAUUGGCAACGUUGAGCCGCUGCCCACACUCGUGCCUUAUGAGCAGUACAAGCAACACGCCAUCGUCUACCGCAUGGACACGAACCAUGACAUCUUCAUGGCGCUUCUGCAGGAAUUCACAGAGCGCAAGUCACUGGAGACGGGCAAAGAGCUGUGGACGUGGUGCGUGCAAUGGCAGGUUGAUGAAACCGCUACUCGCCAGCCAGCCGUAGCACCACACUCACCCAAGAAGCCUCGUAUCGAUCCGAGACAGCCGAACAGUCCUACUAUGCAGCCAUCUUUAGGUCGUGGCGCGCCCCCAAUAACCGCCCAAGUUCGCAGAAUCGAUCCCGAGCUGAUGCAUCAGGAGGAUAUGCUGCGUAUAUUGGUCGACAUCGUCCAGGUCAACAGCACUGUGGUGCCAAAUUUUAUCGAGUUUCUAUACCGAUGGAUCGACUUCUACGAGGGAGAUGGAAAGGCCUUGAACGCGGCUCUGUAUGGAGAAAUUCCAAGCUUAUGGGACUUUGAAUAUCAUCCGAUUCUUGUUCCUGAGGACGUUAAAAAGAAAUUAGACGAGGCAAACAGUAUCACAAGAGACGGGAAGGAAUAUGGAACAGGAAUCAAGACACCAAAACACGCCAACGCAGAAGAGCUCGCUCAAAAUUCGCCCACCAAGAAGAUGCGUCAAAAGCCCGAUUUGGCGACAUUUGAGCGUAAGUUGGAAGAAAGUGAGCGUCUACAGUAUCACGAAGUACAUUUCGGCAUACAGCCUCCGAAGCUCAACGAGCCUCUGCCGCCUCUUAUCAAUAUUCCUCGGGACCGGGUCAAACGAGCGAAGUACCACGCUGCUUGCUUCAAAUCACGCCAACGCGCCCUUUACCUGCUCAUGGAAGCUGGGGUUACUCCGCAACAGUUGAAAGAUUACAAGAGGUGUCAGACAAUGAGUCUGAAAGACACGCCAUCGCGCGAGGGAGCACAUGGCCUCGAAAACUACGAGAAAGAUGCGAACCUUGCGCAGAUGAUUCAUUCAGCCAAAGAGAAACAGAGAGUAAAGCAGAUGGAAAUUGCCAUCAGCAACAAGUUGGCACACGAGGCUCAGCUUGCUGGUCACAGCACUAUUUCCGCAGGUUCGUCUGGUGUGCCUCUCAUCCCUAUCAUGCCCCCAACCAUUCACAGUCUGGAUAUAGCUGGCCAAAUAUCACGUGAGAUUCAGCAGACUAAGGAUGAGAGAAAUCAGAAGAUCAACAUCGUUCCUGUACCACUUGUGGCUAAGAUGAAAAGCCUGCUUUUCAAAGGCGCAAUGGACAGAGCAGCCUUACUAGAGAUAUGCGGGCCUGAUGGGCGGUUAGCAAGCCCACCUUCUUCUGUCGAUACUGAUGGCCAUGGGUCGAAGAACGAAGAUGAAGGCAAUGGGAGCACCGAUGGAGACUCAAAUGAUGACAUCAGUGCCUCUGGGGACGGAUUGUGUACACUACCUAGACCAGUACUACCGCCGGUCUCAACGCUCCCUCUUCCAAAUCUACCACCGCCAUCGCGUCCACCUCCAGUAAUGAUGUCCAGUCAACCUCGAAGCUCUUUUGACUUCAAUCCUUCGUUUUUCUUGCAGCAACAAUAUCCAUCCGGGCACAGUGGUCCGUCUACCUCUGGUCCUGCUCCCCCAAGAGUGUCGUACCAGGAAAUUAUGGCUGCGAACAGUGCUAGAAUCCAACAAAAUGUCCUGGGUGGACAGCCCUGGGUCAUGCUACUAGCCUUCAUCAGGGACUUCGUAAUACUGGGCCGACAUUACUACGAGAACCAGACAUGUCAGCUCCUAACAGCCCAGGUAGUCAGUACAGAUCAGCUCAAGAGCGUCAACAGUGCUCUCCGUAUCACUCCAUCCCCACUCACACUUCGACCACCGCCCUCUCCACUUUCGUCCCUAGCACCAAGCUUGCUAGCCACCUCGCCUUUUACCACCUCUCAUAAUGGCAUUCCAGUUCAGAUCUUUUUGCCCAGAAUCCUCAUCCCCUCUAACACCAUUGGUCCAGGCGGAAUGAAACUAGGCAACAGUGGCUGUGCCGAAACAGAUGCUUUUCUUCUCGGAUAUACGCACCCUAUAAGCGGGAAAAUCACUCUUAGUCGCGCCGUCUUCUUACCUUUGGGUGUGUGGAUCAAUGCGCAGGAUAGGGUGCGAAAAGGCAAGUACAAAGUAUUGGAGAGCUACAUAGCACCGAAGAGAGAUACUUCAGUCUCACAUCGUGCUGUUUACGAGAGGGUGAGACAGGCUUAUGAUCUUAUGAAGACGGGAUCGCCGGCAGCGAGAGAGUGGGAAUUGACGAAGAGGUGGAGGGCUAGUAGGGGGAGGAUGAAGGAGACCCAGAGAGGUGCGGUCUGGGAAGGUUGGGCUGUGGAUGUUGAUAGGGAGAUUGCGAUGAGUAAGGAGGAUAGGACGGGUGCGUUUGUGCAAGAUGCGUUGAUCGAUGGAAUUGAUGAAGAUAGCGAGGAAGUCAGAAGGAGGAAGGAGAUUGACGAAUUGCUUGAGACAGACGAAGCAUGGGAUUAUGGAGAGGAUGAGGAUGUGCAUAUGCACGGCUAG